Daphnia pulex (common water flea) is the source of this 3412-nucleotide messenger RNA. RefSeq names its product serine/threonine-protein phosphatase 6 regulatory ankyrin repeat subunit B-like. Gene Ontology annotation, molecular function: protein binding. The transcript has 3 exons. The record is from RefSeq and is a predicted model, not a curated record. Lineage: Eukaryota; Metazoa; Arthropoda; Branchiopoda; Diplostraca; Daphniidae. The coding region runs from base 965 to 3313 and encodes 782 amino acids.
AACAUUUCAACACGUAAACGUUGGCAGGCGAGUUGCAUUUUUAUCGGCUCUCCCACUUCCUUCGAGGAACAAAAGAUUGGUAGUGAAAAUAAAAGAAAUGUGGAAUUCAGGAUCGACUUCAUCGGACCUGGCCAAAGGGAAAAAGUUCCUGAAAAAAUUGCUGUAUACGUGCAACACGUUGACAAGAAAAAGGACGCGGCCAGGGAAAUCCCAGAGCGUUCGCUUCACGAGUAUUUCAUAACUGACCAAGAAGUAUUUUCCGACAAGGAAUUGACAGAGUACUUGAAGCAUCCUACAGCAAAUCUCGGCAUUUUAAAAUCAUCGCUCGACCAUUUCAUCCACCUCACCACAGUUUACUCCAAUCCUCUUCCAAUUCCUCUGAAAUCGGGAGUCACCAUUCACGCUUUCGUCGUGUUCCAAACGAUGAACGAAAGCAAUUCUGAAAAGACGUGGUGGUCUCUGGAAAAGAACGGAAAGUACAUAGUUCUACAGCAAUCGCCAGUCAAAAAGGACGUCAUGUAUAAAUAUAUGACCCCGAAGAGAAGAAACUUGUCGAAAGACUUGGGCCGGUGAAGCUGCUGGAAAGUGCUAGGGGCAAUUUGGACUUUUUAAUCAAUUUAUUGCGAGCCAUUUGGAAAACCAAUCAAAUAAACAAAUCGUACCAUCUCCUCUAUUCCAAUUGCCAAAAUUUCGCAUCGUUCGUCUUUGAAAAUUCAAAUCUACACGGGAAAAAGUGGUCGACGCCCAUAAGUUCUGUGGUCGACCGAAUCGGAUUGAGAAAUACGAAAACAAAGUCCGAAGUUACAGGGACUGAGUCUAAAUACACGUCGAAUUUAGUUGACGGAAAAUGUAUCUUUUACAAUGCCAUGAUUAAGGGAAGGAGACAGGACUUUGAAGACCUUGCCGUUAACCUGACUAGCGAAUCUUUAAAUAGCGUCGACUCCCUAGGCUACACGUUACUCGAAUGGGCCACCGCUUUCUCCGAUUGGCCAAUGGACCAGUUUUUAAUGGAAAAAGGCGCCAAAAUUCAAACAGACAAAAAACUGUUUCGGCGCAAUGUGUUUUUCAUCGCCUUGAAAUUCCUGAACCCCGACAAAGACGGUCAAACUGGCCCUCAUUGGCAUUUGAUGGCGUUGACAUUCGUGGCGUGAACCAGUCGGGCGACACGGCAUUGCACUGGGCUUUGUACGGGGGGAAAGGGCAAACGGCCAAGAAAAUUCUAAGUCAGCUCAAAGAUUACGACGUCAACACAACCGAUUGCAAGGGCGACACUCCACUUUAUCUCGCCAUUCGACUCAAACGUGAAUUUGACUUGAUCAAAAAGAUUUUAGCUCGAACCAAUUCGGAAAACGUCAACAAACACAACGAACACGGAAACACUGCUCUUCACUUCGCCAUUCUAAACCAGUCCGAAGCGGUGGUCGAGGAACUGCUCAAGCGAAUGGACGUGGACGUCAACGUCAAAAACAACAACAACCACACGGCACUCCAUGUCGCUUCUAUGUGGGUGGAUAUUCCAAUCGAUUGGUUCAGAGACAUUUUACGAAAAUCAACCGAUGUCAACGCACAAGACCAAUGGGGAAACACUGCACUUCAAACUGCUAUUCUGGGAAUGUCCAAAAGAGCGGUCAAGGAACUGCUGAAACACAAUAGCGUGGACGUCAACAUAAAAAGUAACCAGGAACAAACGACACUUCAUUUCGCUUCUGAGUGGAGAAAUAUUCCAAUCGAUUUGUUCAGAAAAAUCUUAGAAAAAUCGACCGAUGUUAACGCACAAAACGCAAAUGGAAACACUGCUCUUCAAUUGGCAAUAGUCAAAAAAUGUGAAGCUAUGAUUAAAGAACUUGUCAACCACAAGGAUGUGGACUUGAACCUCAAAGAUAACGAUUACUGUACAGCACUUCAAUUAGCCUCUUCAAGAAAGAAUGUUCCAGUUGAUUUGUUCAGAAUAAUCCUAGAAAAAUCAACCGAUGUUAACGCACAAGAAAAAAACGGACACACUGCUCUUCACUUGGCAAUUGCAUUAGAAAACAGAACUGCGGUGGAGGAACUGCUCAAACACAGGAAUUUGGACGUGAAUCUCAAAAAUAACCAAAACCAAACGGCACUACAUUUAGCUUCGGUAUGGAAAAAUAUGUCAGUUGAUUUGUUCAGAAAAAUCUUGGAAAAAUCAAGCGACGUUAACGCACAAGAAAUAGACGGACAUACUGCACUUCAUAUUUCUAUUAUUUACGAGUCAAAAAGUGCGCUAGAAGAAUUGCUCAAACGAAAGGACGUGGACUUUAACUUAAAAAAUAACAGCAACCAAACGGCACGUGAUUUCGCCUCUUCGUGGAAGAAUAUACCAAUUGAUUUGCUAAGAAUAAUUUUAGAAAAAUCAAAUGCAAAAGACGAAAAGGGCAAUACCGCUCUUCACGUUGCAAUUAUGAACAAGUCUAAAACUGUGGUGGGAGAACUGCUCAAACGAAGUGAGUCGGACGUGAAUCUCAAAAAUAACGACAACCAAACGGUACUCCAUUUAGCUUGUUGGUGGAACGAUAUGCCAAUUGAUUUGUUCAGAGUAAUCCUAGAAAAAUCAACAGAUGUCAACGUUCAAGAAAAAGACGGACACACUCCUCUUCAUUGUGGAAUCAUUUGCAAUUCCGAAAUUGCGGUGAAUGAAUUGCUCAGGACUAAUCCUAUAGAAAAUUCAACCGAUGUUAACGUACAAGAAGAAGACGGAGACACUGCCCUCCACAAUGCAAUUGUGUUCGAGUUCGAAACUGCAAUUAAGGAACUGCUUGAGCGCAAGGACAUUGACGUUAACAUAAAAAAUAAUGACAAGCGCACGCCACUUCAUUUGGCUUUAAUAGGCAAGGGUUUUCCAAUUGAUUUGUUCAGAAUAAUCUCGGAAAAAUCAACAAAUGUUAACUUGCAAGACAGAGACGGGCAUACAGCUUUUCACUUGGCGAUGUCUCGACAGUCCACAACUAUGAUCGAAGAACUGCUCAAACACAGGAAUUUGGACGUGAACCUCAAAAAUGACGACAACCAAACGGCACUACAAUUCGCUUCCGUAUGGAAAAAUAUUCCAAUUGAUUUGUUCAGAGUAAUUCUAGAAAAAUCAACCGAUGUUAACGCACAAGAAGAAGACGGAAACACUGCUCUUCAUCUUGCUAUUAUGUACAAGUCCGAAACUGCGCUAAAGGAACUGCUCAAAUGCGAAGAAAUUGACUUAAAUCUAAACAAUAACAAAAACCAAACAGCACGCUUUUUGGCUUCUUUGUGUGAAGAUAUGCCAAUUGAUUUGUUAAGUAUCCUUCUAGAGAAAUAAGCCGAUGUCUGUUAAAGAUUUACUUGAACCGAACCAUUGUAGUAUUAGAAAAAUAAACGAGCUCGAUUUCAACUUGUACCACCAAUUUAUGUGUUGGAA